Closterium sp. Naga37s-1 is the source of this 786-nucleotide messenger RNA. NCBI's taxonomy places the organism in Eukaryota, Viridiplantae, Streptophyta, Zygnematophyceae, Desmidiales, Closteriaceae. The record is from the annotation of a GenBank genome assembly.
AUGACGGCGCGCGGGGCAGCAGCGCGCAGGGUAGCGGCGCGCGAAGCAGCACCGCGCGGGAUGUCGGCGUGCGGGGCAGCGGGGAGUGCGGGGCAACAGCGCGCGGGGCAGCAGCUCGUGCGGCAGCGGCGCGCGGGGCAUCAGCGCGCGGGGCAGCGGCGCGCAAACCAUAGGGUGGGAGAAUUGGAGGAGGGGGUAAAGACGGGCAACAGGAGGGGUAGAGAAGGUGGCUGGGCGGGAAACGACUGGGGCAACUACGGCCCGACUGCACGUGGGCGAUGGGGGAUCUCAAGCAGGGCGAAGAAGAGGGGUAGAUCGAUGAAGAGGCAGCGGCGGGGAUGGGGAGCUACGUCAACCCGGGUACAAUUGGGAAAGGAGAGGUCGACGCAGCGAGCGGUGGGAGGGGAAGCGAAGGCGAUGGGUGGGGGAAUGGGCGGGGGAAGCGAGGGCGAUGGGCAGGGGAAGCGAGGGCGAUGGGCGGGGAAGCGAGGGCGAUGGGCGGGGAAGCGAGGGCGAUGGGUGGGGGAAGCGAAGGCGAUGGGUGGGGGAAUGGGCGGGGGAAGCGAGGGCGAUGGGUGUGGGAAGCGAGGGCGAUGGGUGUGGGAAGCGAGGGCGAUGGGCUGGGGAAUGGGCGGGGGAAGCGAGGGCGAUGGGCAGGUGAAGCGAGGGCAAUGGGCGGGGAAGCGAGGGCAAUGGGCGGGGAAGCGAGGGAGAUGGGUGGGGGAAGCGAAGGCGAUGGGUGGGGGAAUCGGCGGGGGAAGCGAGGGCGAUGGGUGUGGGAAGUGA